Messenger RNA from Poecilia reticulata (guppy), 1646 nucleotides. The record is from RefSeq and is a predicted model, not a curated record. NCBI's taxonomy places the organism in Eukaryota, Metazoa, Chordata, Actinopteri, Cyprinodontiformes, Poeciliidae.
UGCAUUAGRCAUGUACUUGGGUUUUGAUUAGUCAACAUGCACUGUUUACUGCUUUGUGCUAUAUUUUCCCUUUAGUCUUUCUAGACUAUUCAUGACCAAAACAACUGGCAGGGACAAAUGUGGAAUAGCAUUUUUUCCCCCUAUAAAGGCUCUGUAGCUACAGCAGAAGAUCCAGCCGCCAUCGCUGCCAUCCAGUCUGCCACCACCUUCACAGACCCACAGAUCAAGUAUCAAGUCUUCAAGACAGAAGGAGCUGGUGGGCAGGUGACCUACAGGGUGAUCCAGGUGUCAGAUGGCCAGCUGGAGGCCCAGACAGACGGAGCCGCGGCUGUCAGUCUGGUCGCUGGUUUCCCAUCAACCACGCAGACUGUCACACAGGCAGUCAUCUCUCAGCCAGAAGGACUGGAAGGAGAUGGCAGCGCUGAGGCCCAGUACGCCUAUUACCCGGCCACCAUUGCAGAAGCCACUGCUGGCACCAUGGUAACCACAGUGCAAGCUACUGAUACUCUGCUCAGCCAGACCACCCCUGCAGGUCAGCUUUAUGUGAUGAUGUCACCCCAAGAAGUUUUAACCGGAUCCAGUCAGAGGACGAUAGCACCGCGCACCCAGCCAUACGUAGCAAAGCAGGAAGCUCCUCGGGGCUCCAGGGAUGAAAAACGGCGAGCGCAGCACAACGAAGUCGAACGGAGGCGCAGGGACAAGAUCAACAACUGGAUUGUUCAGCUGUCAAAGACCAUCCCAGAGUGCAACAUCGACUACACCAAGACAGGCCAGAGUAAAGGGGGGAUCCUGUCAAAAGCCUGCGAUUACAUCAAAGAGCUGAGACAAAGCAACAUGAAGCUGGGAGAAGAUAUCAGCGUUCUGGAACGACUGCAGGUCGACAACCAACUACUAAGACAGGAAGUACGUCAGCGUGCGGUGUUCUUAGGUGGAAAACUGGGAAUCCAAGAAUCAGAUCCUGAGGAACCUUUUGCGACAGCAUGGCAUUGUUGGGUCAUCGAGCUCGGACCCUCAGUGAAACCUGUUGCCAGUGAAGUAUUUGAAGAUGAAUACACACGGGCCAAAAGAGUACUUGAAAUCCUUAUAAAAUAUGUAUCUUGUCAUUGAGCAUGCAUAAUAUGGGUUAAUUAUUAGAAUAUUGUUUUGAAUAUUCACAUCCACCCUUUGUGAAAUUUUCCAGAUUUUUUUUAAGCUCUUAACAAUUAUGUAAUUUACCUAGGAAUUAUAACAUUAUUUUUUAACUUAAUGGGCCUGCAGCGUGUAUUUUAUUUUAUUUUUAUCAGAUUCAGGAAAGCUCUUCUUGAUGCCUUUUACUAUGAGCAUGUAUGAUCGAUCAUUCAACUCCAGUACAGGAAGCUCUUCUUAUGCUUAAACUCUGUUGUACUUAGUAUAAACGGCACUCAUUUUAAUGUCUCUAGACAUUACAUUCUUGUGUUGAUGUCUUAUCAUUGUCACUUUAAGCAGUCGAUACCAAGUUUAUCAUCCAGAUUAAAGUCUGGGUUUGCUUUCGUUUCUCUGCUUGUUGGGGAUUGUAGUUACAUUGCAACAAUGUAACCGCUAAGUAAAGAAUGAAAUGGGUUUAGGAAGUCCUACAUUGGAUAAUAACUGUCUGUCUUUAUAAUAAAAAUGUAAAUAGUAAAAUGCUG